ACCCCAUCUUGUCGGUCAAACGCUCAACAAAUGUGAAAUAAUGGCGACCUCCAUGCAUAUAGCAUGGAAGCGAUAUAAUACUUCACACCGGUUGUUGCAAGCAACCUUGAAUCAUCUUUAUGGAAAUAUACAGCAACGGUGUUGUCAUAUGGCAGCAGCUGUCCAAACUGUCACACCUACCCAAGCAAAGUUGAUGCGAAUAAAAAGAGAUAUUAAGAUACCAUUGAAGAAGAAGAGAGAUUCCUUGUCUGUUCUUCGAACUCUGUCAGAAGUUGCUGGCAAGGAUCACUCAAUGCCUGACUACAAACCAACAUACACUGAUGAUUCUUAUUUGAUACCAUACAUUCAGCAAUCCAUAAAUUACCGAUUCGCUUUACAAUCUGGAAGAGCAACUGCUCAGUAUUUCAUUGAGAAAUUCCCAGAAUGUUUUGCAUUUGAGAAGAGUGCACCCCAUAUACCGGCAUUUGAGCCAAAACAAGGCUAUGCUAAGUUGGAAGAUGUGUCAGAAGAGGCAUUGCAGGAAAGGAUACAGAUACACCUGGUGUCAGAGUCUUUAAAGAUGUUUGAGAAGCUUAUUGAAGAAGGUGUGAAUGUUUCCGUGGAAACAGUAGAACAGCUGAUGGAGUUGGUCAUGUUUCACUUUGGAAAGGACCCAGAUAGAAUCAAUGACAACCCAUUCAAUCUACAGGCAAUGCUCAGUAAAGAAGCUCCUGAUCCACCAUCUGACGAGUUUGUGCACAAGCUCAUGUCCUCACUGACGGUAGAAAAGACUCCACGGAUAUAUAAAGCUGUCAUCCUUGGCUGUUGUAAGAAUGAACAUAUAGAGACAGCACUGGGAUACUAUAAAGAGAUGAAAGGCAAAGGAUUGAAAUGUGAUAGAGACAUCUUCCAUGCUCUCCUGUCAGCAAAUCCUUGGUGGUCAAAGGCAUUGACCUUACCUCCUGACACUGCGAUAGACCUCCUCAGGGACAUGAAGGCAGCAGGAGUGGCUCCCACACAGGAGACAUUUUCCCGAUUAGCUUCUGGACCAGGCUUAGAAUGUUCUGAAUCUGUCUUCUUUUCUAAGAUCUUAAGUGAAGUCAAAGCCCUAGGAAUGAAACCUUCCUUGUCCAUGUGUAGACCCUUCCUGAAAUUCAUAAUAUCUUCACAAGAUUUACAACAGAUCCUGAAACAUGUGGAGGCGGAAAACAUUAAGGCUGCCUCAGAAGAGGAAAUGAGAUUCUUCAUAGAUGCCAUGAAAGCAGUAGAUAAUCCAUUGAGAAGUCCUAAUAUGGCGAAGGAGGUAGACAGAGUGUUUCGUAUCUUAGGAGAAGGGCACUACUUUUACAGCGUGGAGGAAUCUAGAGCCUAUUACCGCUCAUUGUUGUAUGCUUUGAUAUUCAACGAUACAUUAGAAAAUAUCAUGGAAAUGUACGAUAAACUUGUACCCCACAAAAUCUCAACAUUUACAUUACCUUUGCGUCGUCUUUGGAGAAUUAUGAAGCUUCAUAACAAUUUUCAGCACGUGCCAAAACUGUUAAGAGACAUUUACCUAAACGGAAAGAAAUUGGAUUCUGAUCAUUUUCAAGAGGCUUUGAAUGUCGUUGAUACCAUCAGUGGUCCUCCCGAGUUGUUACAGGAAGUAGCCAUUAGCUUUGAAUAUAUAAAGGAUGAUGCCGUAAGAAUGUUGAAGAGAAAUUUUUCAAAUAGAAAUAAAUCAGAACUGAAUUAUCUGAUGGUUGCGAGCAAAGUCAGUUUGAAAGCAGGCCACUUAGAGCAAGCAUGGGAGUAUUUUGAGUUGGGUGAGGACUACAGAGGAUUUACAAAAAAUCAUUGUGUUGAACUACAUCAACAUUGUGUCGACAAGGGAGACAGUGACAAGGCAGAGAGAGUUGAAGCUUACAUGAGAAACUUUCUAUAAGUUUCUUUGCUACAAAAGAUUUUGAAAAUUGAAGAGGCACAGAAAAUCAUGAACAAUGCAUUAGACUCCUUGAUGUUUGGUCUUCAAUAGUAAAUCGGUGAUGCCAGAAUGUUGAAAUAUUCCCAUCAGAAUUGUACCUUUUAUCAUUUGAUUGAACUUGUGUUCAGAGACCACUCAUCUGUCAGGACAGCACCUUUUCUCUUGUCAGUCAGAGCCUGGAUCUUCUGUCAGUUUGUACGGUUGGACAUGUCUUGCGAGGCCACCACUUAAGAGACCAUCUCUUCUGUCAGGCCAGCUUAACUUGACUAAAGCAUCCACCAGGAUUUCUCUCACUACCAUAUUUAUCCGCAAAAUAAGCCAUUGCCCACAAAUAAGCCCCAUUCUUCAUUUUCAGAAUCAUCAGUCUUAAAAUAGUGGUUCAGAAGUAAGUCCUCAUCAGACUUGAACAAUUGAACUUUUCACUGGGUUAGGCUAUUAUUUUAGGAAAAAUAUGGUAAUAAAUUUAUUUGGCGAAAACAUGGUGUGGUCCAUCAUUGUGUGAAUGUGUCACUGUUGCUGUAAAAUUUGUAUUGUUUUGAUAGGUAUAAUUUAAAUCUGUGUGAUUGUUGGCAGAAUUUUUGUGUGUGUGUGUGUGUGUGCACCCGAGAGUGAUCAACUAUAAGAUCUAUCAUUUGGGAUGAACACAUUGUAAAUCAGUAGGCAUUGGUUUUUGGAUGAUAAAUAGUAUGAAAAAUUAAAAAAAACAUACAUGUACAUGUAUUGGUAAAAUAAAAGCAAGUUGAUAAAAGAAAAUGAA
Messenger RNA from Pecten maximus, 2696 nucleotides. Its product is annotated as pentatricopeptide repeat domain-containing protein 3, mitochondrial-like. Gene Ontology annotation, molecular function: ribosomal small subunit binding; rRNA binding; protein binding. Lineage: Eukaryota; Metazoa; Mollusca; Bivalvia; Pectinida; Pectinidae. Gene Ontology annotation, cellular component: mitochondrion. Bases 41 to 1900 code for a protein of 619 amino acids. The record is from RefSeq and is a predicted model, not a curated record. The transcript is spliced from 24 exons. Gene Ontology annotation, biological process: mitochondrial translation.